AUGUCAAAAAGACCAGCGGAGGACUCACAAGAGGAGCCACGCAAGCGCGUGCAGGGUGCUGUUGCUGUUGCCUCUGUCGCGCCAGGUAUCUCGAGAUGGUCUUCCGCAGAAGUACCUGACAGUCUGCCACCUCUCCCACCAAUCAGCCCCGACCUUGAAGAGCAAGUCUUCAGGCACCCUGGGCUUGUAGGCCCAAACUGGGAGAGAUUGGAAUGGUACGGCGACGCGACACUUGAAAUGGUUUCUACAGAAUUCAUAUUCGAGACCUUUCCGCAUCUCCCAUCAGGCCAGUGCAGCCAAAUCCGCGAGCAACUGGUUCGAAAUAGCACUCUUGCUGGGUACUACCGAGAAUAUGGCAUGGAACACAAAACGCAAUUGCCCCAAGACAUCGGCAAGAUGACAGUCCUGCUACGAACACAGAAGAACAGCAGGGACGUCAUCAAGCUUCAAGGCGAUGUUUUCGAGGCAUACGUUGGAGCAGUCGUCAAAUCGCACCCUCAGGGAAACGCAAACGCCGUUACUUGGCUCAAGAUGCUAUGGGGUCGUACAAUCAAAGACCAGAUCAAGCUAGCAGAAAGUUGUCUAAAAACAAUAGCCCAAGCAAAGCACAUCGCUCAGCGAUCUCACACGAAACAAGAACAACCUACGCAGCCCGAAAACGAGGCGUUACCCUUAACAGAGCAGAAUGCGAAAGGUCGCCUGAGCGCAGCGAUAUCAGUGCCCGGAAUCAAAAUCCGGUACGAAGACAUGCCAUGCAAGAAAAAAGACAAGGACACAGGCCUCCCACUGUUCGCUAUUGGGGUUUAUCUUGACGGGUGGGGAGAAACAAACAAAUACAUGGGAUGUGGUGUUGGUAAGCGCAAGGCUGACGCAGGUGGAAAGGCAGCGCUACAAGCACUGGAAAAUAGGAAACUCUUGAAAGUAUACGAAGCUAAGAAGAAGCAAUGGAUAGAGGAAAAGGUGGAAGCCCGCAAAGAAUAA
Fusarium poae is the source of this 981-nucleotide messenger RNA. RefSeq lists its product as uncharacterized. Lineage: Eukaryota; Fungi; Ascomycota; Sordariomycetes; Hypocreales; Nectriaceae. The record is from RefSeq and is a predicted model, not a curated record. The coding region runs from base 1 to 981 and encodes 326 amino acids. Gene Ontology annotation, cellular component: nucleus. The transcript has a single exon. Gene Ontology annotation, molecular function: ribonuclease III activity; double-stranded RNA binding. Gene Ontology annotation, biological process: primary miRNA processing; regulation of gene expression; rRNA processing.